Molecule: messenger RNA, 468 nt
Organism: Cajanus cajan (pigeon pea)
Lineage: Eukaryota; Viridiplantae; Streptophyta; Magnoliopsida; Fabales; Fabaceae
Product: retrovirus-related Pol polyprotein from transposon RE2
Source: RefSeq, a predicted model, not a curated record
AUGGAUGAUUCUAAACCACAACCUACACCUAUGACUUCUGGUCUAAAACUCACUGCCAAUGGCUCUACAUCUAUCCCCGACCCCUCCUUUUAUAGAUCAAUUGUAGGUGGCCUCCAAUACAUCACCAUCACCAGACCAGAAUUUUCCUUUUCCAUUAAUAAAGUCUGUCAAUUUAUGCAUAAUCCUCAAGAACAUCAUUGGAAGGCUGUGAAACGGAUACUGAGAUACCUACAAGGGACUGUCACUCAUGGUCUUCACUUCAGAAGACCAACUAAUCUGACCUUAAUGGCCUUCUCGGAUUCCGAUUGGGGUUCUGACUUGGAUGAUCGAAAGUCUACAACUGGAUACUGUGUGUACUUUGGGAACAAUCUUGUGUCUUGGUCAUCACGAAAGCAACGUGCUGUCUCUAGGAGUAGUACCGAAGCUAAGUAUCGGGGUUUAGCUGCUAUUACUACUGAAGUUGUAUAG